Symbiodinium pilosum is the source of this 372-nucleotide messenger RNA. Lineage: Eukaryota; Dinophyceae; Suessiales; Symbiodiniaceae. The record is from the annotation of a GenBank genome assembly.
AUGCGGACUUCUACGUCCAAUGGCGCACAGGAUGGGGCCGCGAUUCAAAGUCGCCAAGAUGUUCCUCAAGGGUUUGGGCAGCUGACAGGGCAUGGACCUGCCCUAGGCACCGACAACGCUCGCGGUUGCGCAAUCCAACAAGGAGGAACAAGCUCUGAGCCACAACGUCGGCAGCCGUUGCCGACGGGCAGCUCUUCCGAAGCCCCGGCCGACAAAUCCAACGGAGCCAACGGAACCCGGCCGCUGUGGGGUGAUGUAGUGGAAAGCUACAGGAAGCGCUUGGCCAUGGACAAAGGCCGCGAGGGCCGACCAAAGUCCACACCCAAGAAGGCCAGCCCGCUUGACCCGAAACACGAAGUUGUUUACCUUUGA